CUUCUCUCCUCACCUCUCUCUCGCCCCCAACAACAACCACCACCACCACCCAGAAUGCCCCCCCGCCCAGCACCCCUAACUCUCAUAGUCGCCACGACCCCAAUCCCCACACCCCCCUCAACCACAACAACCGGCCACACCAAUGGCCCCCUCCGCCUCGGCAUCGGCCUAAACGGCACCCUCCCGUGGCCACGCAUCAAAACCGACAUGUCCUUCUUUGCGCGCACCACCUCGCGCGCACCCACUCCCAGCAGCACAAACGCCAUCCUCAUGGGCCGCAAAACCUACGACUCGAUCCCGGCCUCCCUCCGCCCGCUCGGCAAACGCAUCAACGCCGUGAUCACGCGGUCCGUCGACGACGUCGCGCGCCGCGUGCAGCAGGAUUUGGACUCAAAACAGCGGAAGGAAGAGGAGAAGAUGCGCGCGGCUACACAGGGCCAGGGGCAAACGAAAACACCGCAAGGGCCGCAGACCGACGCGAUCGUGUGCGCGGGGUUGGAGGAGUCCCUCACAAAUCUGGAGGCGAGGUAUGGCGCGGAGGACCGGCUGGGCCGGUUGUUUGUGAUUGGCGGGGCGGAGAUCUAUGGUGCGGCGCUGCGGGUGACGACGCGCGGGGUGCGGAUUGUGAUGACGUUUGUGGAGAAGGUGGCGUUCCAGGAGGAUCGGGGGCAGGUGUUUGAGUGUGAUACUUUUUUCCCGCUGGAUGAGGAAUUGUUGCAAGAAAAGGGGUGGCGGAGGGUGAGUGCAAGGGAGGUGUCGGAGUGGGUCGGGGAGACGGUGACGGAUGAGUGGAUUGUGGAGGGGGAGGUGAGGGUCAGGAUGGUGGGGUAUGAGCGGGUGGAUUGAUCAUCGAUCGGUUCCUACGGAGGGGGGAAGAGGAAGUGACAAUGUACAGUCUGUAUGCAAGGU
Molecule: messenger RNA, 909 nt
Organism: Aspergillus uvarum CBS 121591
Lineage: Eukaryota; Fungi; Ascomycota; Eurotiomycetes; Eurotiales; Aspergillaceae
Product: dihydrofolate reductase
Exons: 1
Coding region: 55-846 (263 amino acids)
Biological process (GO): folic acid metabolic process; dihydrofolate metabolic process; glycine biosynthetic process
Cellular component (GO): mitochondrion
Molecular function (GO): dihydrofolate reductase activity; NADP binding
Source: RefSeq, a predicted model, not a curated record